GCCUUAAUUUGUGUGGAGAUUAUGUGUGGACUUCAUGUAUAUUUCAUCUGAAUCGGAAGGGCGGACCUAUGCAGGGUUUGCAGUGAUUGAUCCCAUUUGUACUUGCCUUGUUCCUGCGCUUGUUUAGUCGGCAAUUGCCUGAAGGAAGAAAUCAUGAUCUAUUUGAGAAGUUUGACAUAGAACAGAAAAGAAGCGCCUACCUCUCCAAGAUUAGCUGACUUGAAGCUUUACUUGAUACUGUUUCCACCGACAUGACAAGAUUUGAACUUGUUACUUUUUUAAGUUAUAUAAAUCGAUUUACAUCUUGAUGACAGCUUUAUGAAUACAAGUAUCCUCGGUACCAUUCACCAUAUUGCUCCGAGAAUUUUCCAGCAGAUUGAUGAAUUUAGGAGAAUUGGUCUUUAGAUAUCUUUAAGAUAAAUUGGAGCUUGCUUGAAUAUAUUUAUUCUUUUAAACCCUUUCUGUAAUGAAAAUGUUUUCCGUUAACUAGGUUUUGCUGUAAAAUGUGCUGGUGUUCCAAUUGCCCAGAGGUUGAUAAUCUAUGUACACCUUUGCAUUCUGUGUGCCAAUUGCCGGAAGGAGAAGACCUUAAGAAAAAGAAAACCAAUCGACCUCUAAUGUUAGAUAGUGUCAUGUGCGGCAGACAGCUGAAGAUUCCCUCCGGCCAUAAGUCCUCUACUGCCAAAUCUAUCUCCCCCCAACCCACCCACCCACCCAUCUACAAGCCCCAAACCACCCCCCCGGGGAGCGCCGGCGAGCUCCAGUCCAGACUCCAGACUAUUCCCAUAACCAUGCUUGGAGAACUCACCACCAUGCUAUCUGAGUCUUGGUCAUGGUGGUUCAACGGCGAACACACCGUCGUGCUUUUCACUUCCACCCUCGUCGUUCUCGCCCUAUUCUGGAUUGCUAUAAUGUUCAUCAAACGAUCGACAAACGGACGCCCAUCAUUACCGCCUGGUCCAAAUGGCUUGCCUCUGGUCGGAAACCUCCUGUCUUUAGACCCCGAGCUCCACACCUACUUUGCAACCCUGGCCCAAACCUACGGCCCCAUCCUGACCCUCUGGCUCGGAAAGAAGAUUGGUAUCGUGGUCAGCUCGCCGGCGGCGGCGCGUGAGGUGCUAAGAGACCAAGACACGACCUUCGCCAACCGUGAUGUUCCGGUGGCCGGCAAGGAGGCGGCGUACGGUGGCUCAGACAUAGUUUGGACACCGUAUGGACCCAAGUGGCGCAUGCUGAGGAAGGUUUGUGUCCGUGAAAUGCUUAGUAACGCCACCUUGGACUCCGUGUACAGCCUCCGACGCCGGGAAAUACGUCAGACUAUUAAGUACUUGUACAACCGAGCUGGGUCGCCGGCGAAUGUCGGCGAGCAGAUGUUUCUGACUGUUCUUAACGUGAUUACGAAUAUGCUAUGGGGUGGCACGGUGAAGGGGGAGGAAAGAAAGAACCUUGGGGCGGAGUUCCGACAAGUGGUGACGGAGAUGACGGAACUUUUGGGGAUGCCCAAUGUGUCGGAUUUUUAUCCGGGUUUGGCCAGGUUUGACUUGCAAGGAAUCAAGAAGAAGAUGAAGGGUUUAGCAGAGAGGUUUGAUAGGAUCUUCGAAACGAUGAUUGAUCAACGGGUAAAAAUGGAUAGUGCCACAGCCAAAGAAAGUAAAGAUUUUUUACAGGUUUUGUUGCAGCUGAAAGAUGAAGGAGAUGCCAAAAUGCCUCUCACAAUGACUCAUCUCAAAGCCUUACUCAUGGUACGUGUUCUGGAACAUGGUGUGCUUGCUUUUAGGUAUUGA
This is a messenger RNA of Ilex paraguariensis (yerba mate), 1784 nucleotides long. Lineage: Eukaryota; Viridiplantae; Streptophyta; Magnoliopsida; Aquifoliales; Aquifoliaceae. The record is from the annotation of a GenBank genome assembly.